Molecule: messenger RNA, 1576 nt
Organism: Electrophorus electricus (electric eel)
Lineage: Eukaryota; Metazoa; Chordata; Actinopteri; Gymnotiformes; Gymnotidae
Gene: dapk2a
Product: death-associated protein kinase 2a
Biological process (GO): positive regulation of apoptotic process; intracellular signal transduction; protein phosphorylation
Cellular component (GO): nucleus; cytoplasm
Molecular function (GO): ATP binding; protein serine/threonine kinase activity
Source: RefSeq, a predicted model, not a curated record
CGCGCGCCCAGUUACUUUGACAUGUUCUCUUAACAAACACACAAACCCAGACAAACAUCUAAUCACCUAAUCAUUUAUGAGAGUGUGGAGAAUGGCCAUGUGUACGCAGCAGAAGGUUGAAGACGUCUAUGAAAUUGGAGAGGAGCUUGGAAGCGGGCAGUUUGCCAUCGUUAAGCGGUGUUGGGAGAGGAGCUCCGGCCACCAGUUUGCUGCCAAGUUCAUAAAGAAGCGUCAGAGCGAGGCUAGCCAGCGCGGCGUGCUUAGAGACGACAUUGAGAGGGAGGUCAGCAUCCUGCAGAAAAUACAACACCACAACAUCGUCACCCUGCACGACGUCUACGAGAACAAGACUGACGUGGUGUUGAUCCUGGAACUUGUGUCUGGAGGAGAGCUCUUUGACUUCCUGGCUCAGAAGGAGUCACUGAGUGAAGAUGAGGCUACUCAGUUCAUCAAGCAAAUACUGGAGGGUGUUCACUACCUACACACAAGAAACAUCGCUCACUUUGAUCUUAAGCCUGAAAACAUCAUGCUUCUUGAUAAGAAUGUUCCUCUGCCUCGGAUCAAACUCAUCGAUUUUGGCUUAGCUCAUAAAAUUGAGGAAGGAGCUGAAUUUAAAAACAUCUUUGGAACUCCAGAAUUUGUGGCUCCUGAGAUUGUGAACUAUGAGCCUUUGGGCCUGCAGGCCGAUAUGUGGAGUAUAGGAGUGAUCACUUAUAUACUGUUGAGUGGGGCAUCUCCAUUCUUGGGUGAGACAAAGCAGGAUACAUUAGGAAAUAUUUCAGCUAUGAACUACGAGUUUGAUGACGAGUUUUUCGGCCACACCAGUGAACUCGCAAAGAGCUUUAUCAGACAGCUGUUACAGAAAGACACCAAAAAGAGACUCUCAAUUCAGGAUGCAUUAAACCAUCCCUGGAUCAAGUCUAGUGAGCACAGGGAGGAGCCCAGCAAAGCCCUGGAGAGGAAGUGUGAGCAUCGACAGCUGAAGACCAAGCGGCUGAAGGAGUACACCAUCAAAUCCCACUCCAGCAUGCCACCCAACAACACCUACAUCAACUUUGAACGCUUCGCCCAGGUGGUGGAGGACAUCACAGGCAUGGAGGACACCUUCAGCCAGCUGGCCUCAGCCCAGGCUGUCCUGCAAGAGGACAUCGAUGCACUUGCUUCCAUCUACAGCCAGAAGGAGCUGUGGUACAGAGAGGAGAGUGAGAGCAUCCAUCACGAUCUCUCACAGCUCCACUACGAGUUCCGCAAGGUGGAGACGCAGAGGCGAGGCGUGCAGGAGGACGUGAGGGCAGUGGAGGUGGCCGUUGGCCGUGUUAGUGAGCGCUACAGGGAGAGGCAGGCCCACUUUGAGGCACUGCAGGAGGAGCUGGGGGCAGAGCUGCACUGGGUGCAGGAGGUGGUCGGAUCAAACCAAGUGGUUGGCAGCAGUGGGGGGGGAUUCCCCAGCUGUAGCUUCAGCAGUGUGUUUAACUCAGAUUUGAAUGAAGCAAUUAAGGAGCUACUGAACAGGUCCUGUGGGGGAGAUCUGCUGACAGGCCUCAACCUAGACCAGCAGAGAUGAUACACACACACA